Molecule: messenger RNA, 1696 nt
Organism: Dermochelys coriacea (leatherback sea turtle)
Lineage: Eukaryota; Metazoa; Chordata; Testudines; Dermochelyidae
Product: transmembrane protease serine 11E-like
Exons: 8
Coding region: 62-1261 (399 amino acids)
Biological process (GO): proteolysis
Molecular function (GO): serine-type endopeptidase activity
Source: RefSeq, a predicted model, not a curated record
UAUCUCCAAAUGGUAACAUUGGCAUUGACCGUUCCUUCUCUCUCCCUCUAUAGAUCAGGAUAUGUACUUUUACAAUGGGACCUUUAAAAUCACUAAUGUCCGGUACAUCCGUGAGUUUGACAAGCAUACCUCAAAAGAGCACAGAGACCUGAGCAUAAACAUCGAGCAGCUGGUGACCAAUACAUUUCGAGCCUCCAUUUUAAAUAAGAAGUACAUCAGGUCCCAUGUCUUCAACCUGAGCCCAGACGCCAGCGGAGUGGUGGUAGAGCUUGUGCUGAUGUUCGAAUUCGCCUCAACCGAUAACAGAAAGGCCUUCUCGGAAAGAAUCAAGAGCAUUUUGCUUCGGUGGCUGCAGACAAACACAGGGGGCUUGAAAAUUGACCCCUCGACUUUUAAACUCUCAGGCAAGUUUCUUGAGCUUUCCUUUUUCUCCUUGAUUUUGCUGCUCGGGUCAUCCCUUUCCUCUGUACAAUGGAUAAAGAAGGAAAAUGGAGAACACCUUUUCAACAACUAUUGUGGGAUACGAACAAGUAAAUCGCUUUCCUACGCAGACAGAAUAACUGGAGGCAUCUCUGCCCAGGAAGGCGAGUGGCCAUGGCAGGCUAGUCUUCAGCUGAGCGGUAUCCACCGCUGUGGUGCAACGCUGAUCAGUAACACGUGGCUUAUAACUGCAGCUCACUGCUUUAGAGGACAACAGAAUCCCAAUAGGUGGACGGCUAGCUUUGGAACUGUCAUAAGACCUCCGCAAAGCAGAAGAUCCAUCCGCAACAUCAUCAUUCAUGAAAAAUACACUGAUGCCGUUCAAAACCACAAUUAUGACAUCGCUGUUGUGCAGCUCUCUGCCCCUGUGGAAUUUACAAAUGUCAUACGCAUGGUCUGUCUCCCUGAAGCAUUUUACGUCUUCCCACAUAACACUACCUGCUUUGUCACGGGAUGGGGCGCUUUACGGAAUGAAGGUUCAAGCAUUAAUAAUCUCCGGCAAGCGGAAGUGAAGAUCAUAGACACGAACAUUUGCAAUAGAGCAGAAGUGUACAAUGGGGCCAUCGCACCUGGGAUGGUGUGUGCUGGAUACUUGGAGGGGAAAAUAGAUGCCUGCCAGGGUGACUCUGGUGGCCCUCUGGUCACUGAAGAUAGAAGAGGAAUCUGGUUCCUUGUUGGAAUAGUGAGCUGGGGAGACGAAUGUGCUAAAAAAAAUAAACCUGGCGUCUACACACGAGUGACUUACUAUCGGGAUUGGAUUGCCGCAAAAACUGGCGUCUGAAGGAGUCACAAGUGGGUUAAACUGCACAGGCUGGGUAUACAAGCCAGGAACUCCAAAACACUCUUUACCAGUCUAUGUUUUGUUUACUGUCCAAAGCAAGCGCCGGAUUAGCUUGUGGUGACAUUCCUACCGCUCAGUGACUCGUCUCUGAACUGAAUUGCUCUGGCCUGUCGAAGAAGAGGAACAGACUCAGUCAAACAUGCACAAGGAGCACAAGCUACUGAUUGAUUUACCACUUAGGAAAGUGUAUCUACUGCUUCCAGGAAAGGCAGGUUAUUCUGUAUCCUCAGUCAGGACUGAGAAUAACCCUGCUUUCCACCCUCUGUGCUACUCACCUCCUGCUGGGAUCAGAUGUCUUGGCCACAGUCUUCCUAGCUGAGCAAAACGCCCCCUUGGUUGGAGCCCAUCUGUGCAAAUCGUCAGUCACCUGGACAG